Messenger RNA from Exophiala spinifera, 900 nucleotides. RefSeq lists its product as uncharacterized. Gene Ontology annotation, molecular function: aldehyde-lyase activity. Lineage: Eukaryota; Fungi; Ascomycota; Eurotiomycetes; Chaetothyriales; Herpotrichiellaceae. The transcript has a single exon. Gene Ontology annotation, cellular component: cytoplasm. Bases 1 to 900 code for a protein of 299 amino acids. The record is from RefSeq and is a predicted model, not a curated record.
AUGUCCUUCGCAGUGUCAAACCCCUGGCGAGAUCGCAUCCUCCGUGGCGAAGUAUGCUCAGUAAUGAGCGUCAAAUACGCCAUUGGCAAUGAAAUUGCGAUGAUGACGAAGAUGGCCGGCAUGGAUGGCAUGUUUAUCGAUAUGGAGCACUCAGUACUCACCAUUCGUGAGGUGUCACAGCUAGUGACAGCUUGCAACUACGUGGGUGUUUCACCCAUUGUGAGGGUACCGUCCAAGGCACACUGGCAUCUGAGUCGAAUCCUAGACGCAGGAGCAGCAGCCGUGGUCAUUCCUCAUUGCGAGACUGUUGAGCAGGUUCAGGAGAUCGUCAAAGAUGCCAAAUACCCCCCGCUCGGACGCCGUGGAUGUGCAGGCAAUCAACCCAUUCUGAACUUCCAAGCAGUCCCUACUCUAGUCCAGAAUGAUUUACUCAAUCGAGAGACCAUGGUCAUCCCCAUGAUCGAAACCCCUGGCGCAGUUGAGCUUGCGAACGAGUUUCUGGCAAUUCCCGGCGUCGAUGGCAUCCUUGUUGGCUCCAACGACUUGUGCACAGAUCUGGAAAUCCCUGGCCAAUAUGACAAUGCGCUGUACCUGGACUCGGUUACGAAGGUGAUCAAAGCGGGAGUAAGAGCCAAAAAACCUAUCGGGAUUGGAGGCAUUGGUGGUCGCUUGGACCUGCUGGAGAAGUUCUUUGAGCUAGGCGCGACAUGGUCUUUGAGCGGGGCCGACGGAGCGAUGCUGCAGGCAGGUAUGAAGGCGCUCGGCAAGACCUAUGGCGAAAUCAACAACCGCGUGCAACAGCAACGCGCAGCCGUCGUUGAAAGUGCGACAUCUGGACGGGAUACGAAGAUGCCGCAGGCGACAGCAUCGGAGAUCGUGGCUACUAGUAUAGCCGCAUGA